UGAGUACCACUGGCCCACAGAGGUGAGCCAUAGUAGCGAGCACACCGACUGACGCGUUGGUGGACGCGCUUUUUCCCUCCACAGGGACUUGAUCGCCGGGCACCUUUCCGGAAAUGACCUUCGCAGCUUCGGCCUCACCAGCUGGCGUCACUUCAACGUCGUCAAGCUCCACGCUACAAAGCGAGUUUACUUCGACGGUAGCAGGCCUGCUCUGGGCUUCUUCGAGCGUCAUCGCCGUGGAAUGCACACAAGCUGCGACAUUUGCUACCGACCAAUGGUCGAACCUGCUGAGUUCAAUCCGAAAGGAGCUGAAAAGCUCUGUAUCAGCUGCUUGUACCGAGAAUAUUCCAGUCCUCGUACUCGACUUGAAGAGGUUCAACAGCUGCACCUCAAUGAUAUGCAGGCUCUAUCCAGCAUGAAGGUGUACCAAUUCACGGAUCAAGCAAUGUUCCGCUCCUUGAUGAUGUAUCCCGUAGGCUACAACGAAGGCGAGCUAUACAGGAACCCAGAUGACUUUGGUGGCAAUCUCAUCGGAGCUACCGUCUCAAUCUGCCCUAAUCUAGAGGUUCUUAAGGUGACCAAUACGGCUAUUCCAGUCACGGAAGGCCUGGCUCACCACCUGAGGGAUUGGUGCGUCAAGCUCCGCGAGUUCACCUACUUGGGAAAGGCCUUCGACACCACCGCUAUGGCAACCUUGCUGCUGGACCUCGACACGCUCGAGACUCUUCACGUAUCCGGUCUCAAGACUUGCGAGUGCCAGGGCGAAGAAGCCUUCAAGCGAGCCAUCGAAAAGCUUGGCAAAGCCCUGAGGGGCCACCAGAAGCUCACCAACUUGUCCUUUACUGCGUGCCGAGCUCUCAGGAUCGAGAAUGGUCGACUCCUGAACAUCCUUGGUGCUCCUAUCCUAGAGGAAGACGAGGAGAUGACGGAUGCUGCAGCUCCCGCAAGCACCGAAGCACUCAAGUAUGGUGACCUGAAGCUCAAUAGUCUCGAAUUUCGUCGAUGCCCAGUGCCUGGUCAAGCACUCGCCAUCUAUCUAUCGUCGCCUCCGGCGGCACACUUGAAGCACCUAUACAUUGGAGGAUGCAAGUCCGUCAAAGCCCGUGACCUGUCGGAAGCGGUGGUCAAGGACGCCGAGGGUCUGAUCGCCUCCGAUGAGCCGCUUGAAGUGGAGAUCGAUGGAUACUUGAUGUCCAAGAACUUCUUCAAGGGUCUCCAGCAUCGCAUUACGCGCCUGCGAAUCUUCGAGCCCAACUACGCCCAGUACUGCACCCUGACCUCGUCUAUCGAAAAGGGCUAUCUUCCUCGACUGACCAGCAUCGUCAUCCUCCCGGCUCAAGAAGACUUGGCAUUGUGGGGUGUGCGAUACUUGAGGUUCAACGGCACCCGAUUCGUCUACAGCUCAGUCUGGAGUCCUGAUCACUUGGCCAGGUAUGCCCGUAAGCACAUGGGUGUGGAAGAGGGAGAAGAGGCAGCCUUUCACCCGCGUUGGGGACACCUCAAGGAAGGCCUGCAGAAGUGGAUAUCAUGGGCUGGAAGCAAUGCAGAAGUCUCUGUAGGCGAUGAUGCUUGGCAGGAGAUGCGAGAAAACCAGGCUCGAUUGGGAUACUGGAAGAGUCAGGGAGAGUGGGAGGCGCUGGACUUGCAGAAAUUCGGGGAGCCUCGAAGGAGCGAGAGUCCCAGCGUGGACCGCCAUAGUGUAGCCGAGAGACGUCGGGAGAGGAGGCACUCGCCCUUCCCUUGCAAAGAGUGCCGAAAGGCCAAGUAAGAGACGCAUACCCUGAAUAGUCGAAGGGUCAAUCCAAACAAAAAAGGAAAAGGCUACAUGCCUGUGCUCGGUGUUGUUGAUUGGGUCGUGCCUGUAUCUAGUCUUGUCUUGCUUCGUUGAGGAAUCGUACAUCUAUCAUCCACAUAGCAUAGCAUAGACUCGAGGGAGGUGUGAGUGUAGCUCACGAGUGGUGGUACGGCAUGGUCUUGUCGUCUAGCCAUCCUCGCCUGUUGCUGCGAUG
This is a messenger RNA of Microstroma glucosiphilum, 2009 nucleotides long. RefSeq lists its product as hypothetical. The transcript has a single exon. The record is from RefSeq and is a predicted model, not a curated record. The coding region runs from base 242 to 1768 and encodes 508 amino acids. Lineage: Eukaryota; Fungi; Basidiomycota; Exobasidiomycetes; Microstromatales; Microstromataceae.